This is a messenger RNA of Pan troglodytes (chimpanzee), 5034 nucleotides long. RefSeq names its product discs large MAGUK scaffold protein 1 (gene DLG1). Gene Ontology annotation, molecular function: ionotropic glutamate receptor binding; protein kinase binding. Gene Ontology annotation, cellular component: neuron projection; basolateral plasma membrane; postsynaptic density membrane. NCBI's taxonomy places the organism in Eukaryota, Metazoa, Chordata, Mammalia, Primates, Hominidae. The coding region runs from base 625 to 3339 and encodes 904 amino acids. The record is from RefSeq and is a predicted model, not a curated record. Gene Ontology annotation, biological process: chemical synaptic transmission; regulation of postsynaptic membrane neurotransmitter receptor levels; cell-cell adhesion. The transcript has 26 exons.
AGCUCGGGGGCCGCCAUCUUGGCGGAAAGUUUCGGGGGAGAGCGGUUGGGGGCGCGGAAGGAGGCGAGGUUCCGGGGGUGGGGCGUGCAGGCGGCAACUGGGCGAGCGGGCCGGGGGGCCGCGGCGAGCGGGGAGGCGGCGCGGCCGAGAAGGAGGACGAGGCCGCGGGGGUGCGGCGGCCCAGGAGAGCUCCUCCCCCGUCCCUUCACCCCCUCCGCUCGGCUCCGCGGGCCCCGGGCGGGGCGGGGGUACGUGGAGCGGGGCCGGGCUGGGGAGCUGCUCCGAGUCUGGCCGGGGCGCACCCCAGUUCCGAGCGCACGCCGCUCACCGCAACUUUGUGGCGGCGCCGCAGGUGUGGGGGCCCGCGGAGGUGUGCAUGCGGGGCGCGAGGGCGUCGCGGAGAGCGGCCGCUGCCCUGUCCGGCCCCCGCUGGAGCAGCCCGGAGGCAGCGAGCAAGGAGAAAGGCAAGCGAGAGGAGGGGGCCCGAGCAGGGCGGGCGGCCAGUCCCGCUGGUCCCCUCUCAGCGCUCUGCGGCCGCUGCUGGCUCAGGGGCCAAGGGUCGGAGCGCUUCACCCGCCCGUACCCAGUAGCAGGUGUGUGCCCUCUUCCUGAUUCUGGAGAAAAAUGCCGGUCCGGAAGCAAGAUACCCAGAGAGCAUUGCACCUUUUGGAAGAAUAUCGUUCAAAACUAAGCCAAACUGAAGACAGACAGCUCAGAAGUUCCAUAGAACGGGUUAUUAACAUAUUUCAGAGCAACCUCUUUCAGGCUUUAAUAGAUAUUCAAGAAUUUUAUGAAGUGACCUUACUGGAUAAUCCAAAAUGUAUAGAUCGUUCAAAGCCGUCUGAACCAAUUCAACCUGUGAAUACUUGGGAGAUUUCCAGCCUUCCAAGCUCUACUGUGACUUCAGAGACACUGCCAAGCAGCCUUAGCCCUAGUGUAGAGAAAUACAGGUAUCAGGAUGAAGAUACACCUCCUCAAGAGCAUAUUUCCCCACAAAUCACAAAUGAAGUGAUAGGUCCAGAAUUGGUUCAUGUCUCAGAGAAGAACUUAUCAGAGAUUGAGAAUGUCCAUGGAUUUGUUUCUCAUUCUCAUAUUUCACCAAUAAAGCCAACAGAAGCUGUUCUUCCCUCUCCUCCCACUGUCCCUGUGAUCCCUGUCCUGCCAGUCCCUGCUGAGAAUACUGUCAUCCUACCCACCAUACCACAGGCAAAUCCUCCCCCAGUACUGGUCAACACAGAUAGCUUGGAAACACCAACUUACGUUAAUGGCACAGAUGCAGAUUAUGAAUAUGAAGAAAUCACACUUGAAAGGGGAAAUUCAGGGCUUGGUUUCAGCAUUGCAGGAGGUACGGACAACCCACACAUUGGAGAUGACUCAAGUAUUUUCAUUACCAAAAUUAUCACAGGGGGAGCAGCCGCCCAAGAUGGAAGAUUGCGGGUCAAUGACUGUAUAUUACGAGUAAAUGAAGUAGAUGUUCGUGAUGUAACACAUAGCAAAGCAGUUGAAGCGUUGAAAGAAGCAGGGUCUAUUGUACGCUUGUAUGUAAAAAGAAGGAAACCAGUGUCAGAAAAAAUAAUGGAAAUAAAGCUCAUUAAAGGUCCUAAAGGUCUUGGGUUUAGCAUUGCUGGAGGUGUUGGAAAUCAGCAUAUUCCUGGGGAUAAUAGCAUCUAUGUAACCAAAAUAAUCGAAGGAGGUGCAGCACAUAAGGAUGGCAAACUUCAGAUUGGAGAUAAACUUUUAGCAGUGAAUAACGUAUGUUUAGAAGAAGUUACUCAUGAAGAAGCAGUAACUGCCUUAAAGAACACAUCUGAUUUUGUUUAUUUGAAAGUGGCAAAACCCACAAGUAUGUAUAUGAAUGAUGGCUAUGCACCACCUGAUAUCACCAACUCUUCUUCUCAGCCUGUUGAUAACCAUGUUAGCCCAUCUUCCUUCUUGGGCCAGACACCAGCAUCUCCAGCCAGAUACUCCCCAGUUUCUAAAGCAGUACUUGGAGAUGAUGAAAUUACAAGGGAACCUAGAAAAGUUGUUCUUCAUCGUGGCUCAACGGGCCUUGGUUUCAACAUUGUAGGAGGAGAAGAUGGAGAAGGAAUAUUUAUUUCCUUUAUCUUAGCCGGAGGACCUGCUGAUCUAAGUGGAGAGCUCAGAAAAGGAGAUCGUAUUAUAUCGGUAAACAGUGUUGACCUCAGAGCUGCUAGUCAUGAGCAGGCAGCAGCUGCAUUGAAAAAUGCUGGCCAGGCUGUCACAAUUGUGGCACAAUAUCGACCUGAAGAAUACAGUCGUUUUGAAGCUAAAAUACAUGAUUUACGGGAGCAGAUGAUGAAUAGUAGUAUUAGUUCAGGGUCAGGUUCUCUUCGAACUAGCCAGAAGCGGUCCCUCUAUGUCAGAGCCCUUUUUGAUUAUGACAAGACUAAAGACAGUGGGCUUCCCAGUCAGGGACUGAACUUCAAAUUUGGAGAUAUCCUCCAUGUUAUUAAUGCUUCUGAUGAUGAAUGGUGGCAAGCCAGGCAGGUUACACCAGAUGGUGAGAGCGAUGAGGUCGGAGUGAUUCCCAGUAAACGCAGAGUUGAGAAGAAAGAACGAGCCCGAUUAAAAACAGUGAAAUUCAAUUCUAAAACGAGAGAUAAAGGGGAGAUCCCUGACGACAUGGGAUCAAAAGGCCUGAAGCAUGUAACUUCUAAUGCCAGCGAUAGUGAAAGUAGUUACCGUGGUCAAGAAGAAUACGUCUUAUCUUAUGAACCAGUGAAUCAACAAGAAGUUAAUUAUACUCGACCAGUGAUCAUAUUGGGACCUAUGAAAGACAGGAUAAAUGAUGACUUGAUCUCAGAAUUUCCUGACAAAUUUGGAUCCUGUGUUCCUCAUACAACUAGACCAAAACGAGAUUAUGAGGUAGAUGGAAGAGAUUAUCAUUUUGUGACUUCAAGAGAGCAGAUGGAAAAAGAUAUCCAGGAACAUAAAUUCAUUGAAGCUGGCCAGUAUAACAAUCAUCUAUAUGGAACAAGUGUUCAGUCUGUACGAGAAGUAGCAGAAAAGGGCAAACACUGUAUCCUUGAUGUGUCUGGAAAUGCCAUAAAGAGAUUACAGAUUGCACAGCUUUACCCUAUCUCCAUUUUUAUUAAACCCAAAUCCAUGGAAAAUAUCAUGGAAAUGAAUAAGCGUCUAACAGAAGAACAAGCCAGAAAAACAUUUGAGAGAGCCAUGAAACUGGAACAGGAGUUUACUGAACAUUUCACAGCUAUUGUACAGGGGGAUACGCUGGAAGACAUUUACAACCAAGUGAAACAGAUCAUAGAAGAACAAUCUGGUUCUUACAUCUGGGUUCCGGCAAAAGAAAGGCUAUGAAAACUCAUGUUUCUCUGUUUCUCUUUUCCACAAUUCCAUUUUCUUUGGCAUCUCUUUGCCCUUUCCUCUGGAGUCUUUCUUGAGUACUGAUUUCAUGUUGAAUUGUAUCCCACACAUCAUGGUCUGCAGCUUCUUUUUCACAUGUAGUGUCUCCUUCAAGUUACAUCGUGUGUAUUAUUUAAUGUCACUAUUGGUUAGUGGCCAUUUUUCAGAACUGAAGAUGGAAUGGCCUGACCAGCUAUUAAGAAUGUGGGGAGACGCAGAAAUUGUGGUAAAAUUCCUUAAUGUUUAAGGGAAAGUAACUUUAAGAGAUUUUUGGAAAAGCUUUAUAUACAUUCUUUUCAAAUUUCAGUACAAAUGAAAAAGUGGUUUUAAUCAGUGAUUUAGUAGACUUUGAGCAACUGUGCACGCUUCAGUUUAAUAGCAUGGUUUGGCCAGUGUAUUACUCUCAAGUCCUUUUCUCAAUCAACUUCUAUCAAAGCAAUUGUUUCAUUAUAGAUAAAUAAGGACAACAUUUUUUAAUUUAAAAAUUCAUGUCUGAGUUGACUUUCAUGAGGGAUUUCAUUUUUUCCUCAGCAUUCUUAAAGCCUUUUAGUAUUUGACAGUUCUUUUUUCCCAGGACAUUUGCGAGGAAUAACAACGUUUCAAUGUUUUUAAUCUACUUGAGCAACACUAUCGUGUCUUACAAAAGUUGUUCAUAUGUAAAUGAUCAUCACAUUUCGUGAAUUGAGGCCAUGUUCAGGUGCUAAGGAAGUUCGCCUUUUACACAGAAGAUUGAGAAAAUUUCCUAGAUAUAAAUACAGAUAAAUCAGACGUUACAGUGGUGACGUAGUAACCAUCAUGGCAAUGGAAAGGAGUCCAAUUCAUAGCCUAAAACUUCAAAUGUAUUCUUAGGAGUCAGAUUUUACUGAAUAUUUUACCCACAAUAGCUGCCUAUUUUGUUAUAAUAAAAUAUAUAUAAAUAUAUAUAUAAAACUUUCUUUAACUAAACUGUAACUAUGGGAAUUAUUUUCUUUACAUAGUUGCACACACACACAAACAUAUAUAUAUAUUUAAAAUAUAUUUUGUUUCUUUUGCCACCUACUCCUAACUUUUUGUUUGGUUUUUAAAUUAAAUAUUAAUUGAAUAGACUUAUCUUCCUUAAUCAUGUGAACUGAAAAUGGGGGCAUGGUGGUCAUGAGGAGGAAACAUUUAGGGAAAUUAUAAGUAAAAGUAUGGGCAUAUUCUCCUCUUUUCUACAAAAGUUUUCAAAUGGUUCCUGAGGUUUUUUGUUGUUGUCCUUGUUGUUACUGUUGUUCUUGUCAUCAGGUUUGAUUUUGGUCCUUGCCCUUUCCUUCUAGUUCUCCUUUUAUUAAUAGGAAGGCAGGCAAAAGCCCCAUUUAUGUGUGUGUUUUCCCCUCAGACAGCUUUCCUCCACUGCUCUGCACUAGAAUUGCACAAAUCUUCAUGGUGAGCAAUUUUAAGAAAUGUUAGUGAAAGGUAGAAAUUAUUUCACAAAUCAGUUUCUCUGGUCCUUCAUAUUAAUAUUUGGCUUCCCAUUGCUCUUUGGAGUUGUUUAUUAGAUAUGUGUUUUUGACAACCUCCUCAUUACAGUUUCUUAAAGAAAUGAGUACUGGUUUGUAAAGAAUUAUCAACAUUAUCCAUUCCAUUUAUGAAGAAGAGGAGAACAGCUAAUAAACUGUAUUGUAAAAUCCA